This is a messenger RNA of Hydractinia symbiolongicarpus, 1458 nucleotides long. RefSeq names its product glutathione-specific gamma-glutamylcyclotransferase 1-like. Gene Ontology annotation, molecular function: glutathione specific gamma-glutamylcyclotransferase activity; gamma-glutamylcyclotransferase activity. The transcript is spliced from 3 exons. Bases 142 to 960 code for a protein of 272 amino acids. The record is from RefSeq and is a predicted model, not a curated record. Gene Ontology annotation, cellular component: cytoplasm. Gene Ontology annotation, biological process: glutathione catabolic process. Lineage: Eukaryota; Metazoa; Cnidaria; Hydrozoa; Anthoathecata; Hydractiniidae.
AUAGACAUAAACUGAGUCACGUGACCUUGCAUCACAUCAUACUAUCAUUUUAUAAAAAAUCAGAAAAUAUAUCUGUUCCAAACAUCUGAUAAUUUCCGUCUGUUCAUCACAGGAAGAUUGGAAUUAACAAUUCUUACAAAAAUGGUGGUUAUUGAUGAUAUUUUAAACGAGAAGGAUGCACUUUACAUAUUUGGAUAUGGUUCGUUGACAUGGAAACCUGACUUCGAAUAUGAUCACAAAAUUAUCGGGUAUAUCGAGGGCUACGAAAGAAGGUUUUGGCAAGCUAGCACAUAUCACAGAGGCACAGUUGAAAAACCAGGAAGAUGCUUGACACUAACAAAAGUAGACAAGGGCAUUUGUUGGGGAAUAAUAUAUGAGAUUCGAGGACCAUUAAAAAUCGCAAAAGCAUUAGAUUAUCUCAACGUUCGAGAACAAAAACUAGGCGGUUACGAAGUGUUUGUUGUUCCUGUGUAUCCAAAAGAAAAAGAGGAUGUAGACAAACAAAUCUACUCCGUUGUUUAUGUUGCUACAGCAGAUUGCACGGGCUUCCUUGGUGGUGGACCAAUCUCCGUACUUGCAAAUGACAUUGCUACAGCGAUAGGAAAGAUUGGUCAUAACAUUGAAUAUCUUUUUAGAUGUGUGGACUUUAUGAGAGAGAGUCUACCUGAUGUGGAGGAAGAGCACAUGUACGCCUUAGAUAAAGCAGUUCGCGAGAUAAUAGGACUUCCUACUGAUAACAUUUUGCCUUGGAAGCAGUUACUGUUGGAUUCCUCUUUUAGACGACUUGUAAAACCAGUGGAUUAUAAAGCUAAGUGGAAAGUUGCGAUUUCAGAGACAAUGAACAAAACACCAAGUAUUAACAGAUGGAUCGAACUUUUGAAAGAAAUUCAAAAAAUGAAGGAAGGAGGUGUCAGUCCAUUGGUGAAUGCCAAUCUUGGUGAAUCUGCUUUUCGGUAUUAAUGCGGUGUUAAUUUGUUAGUUAAAUUAAAAUUAUUGAAUUUAGAUAAGCAUGUUAUUAGAAGGGCAAACAUAUUUUACCAUCCACAAAAACAAUAAAAUAAAUCUUAGACAGAUGGAUAAAUUAGGGUCGAAGUUUUUUUAGAUUUAAGAAAUCAGUCCUGCCUUUUUAAAUGCAUGACCUCUUAAAAUCAAAGAAUCUUGUGUGCAAAGAUAUGAAAAGAGUAGUUUGGAUGUUUUUGAAGAGCCUGGGUAUAAACUAUCAAUUUAGAGUAGAAUUUUUAUAUUGUAUUUUAUACAAUUACAUUUGAAAAGGAUUUCAAAUUUAAAAAAUCUUGUAGAACUGCUUUAUAUAAUCUUUUCGAAAUAUUUGAUAAAACGUAUGUUAAAUCUGUUGUUGUUGUUAUUAUUUUUAUCAUGUGUUCUUUUUAUGUAUUUUACUAUAACAGGAUGUUUCGUAAAACAAUGUGGAAGUGAACUGUCUGUUCAAGCAUCUUUGUA